UUUUAUUCUACACGGGUUUGUUUGAAAAGAAAAAAAGAAAAGAAAAAAAACUAAACGCUUUUACCGGCAAACGACAUCGAUAUAUUUCGAUAUAUCGCUCUACUAUUAUUCGUAGGUUAGGAAACUGAUAACGUAAGAUUAACUUGCUAAGAAAUGGUUUAUAUUGCGUGAAAUAUAGAUAAAAUCGUACGUGAACGUUUUUAUUAUUAUCAUUUAAAAAAAAUGGCAUUGAAACGAAUUAAAUUCGUGUUUGUUGGGUAAAGAUAUCAUUUGAAACGAAGAGAGGUUAGGUUUCGUUACGGUUUACAAUGGCUGUAGAAUUCUUAGUGAACCGGCUAAAAGCCCUUGUUUUACUUCUCUUCGGUGUAUUUAGACGUGCUAUGUGUUGUUUACGACGUCGUAGAAGAUCUUCGUGUGAUUCGAUACCUCUUUCAGCCGUUGGUGUGGUACCAAACGCUUCAAACAAUUUAAAUACGGAAUUAGAAAAAUGGGAUCAUUGGGAAGAAAAUCCAGUUGUUGUUGUACCGGAUAAACCUGUUAAUACGGUACAAUCUAAGAUUGAACAAUACAGGCAGCAAGUGACCAAGUCUACAGAACCUCCUGUGGAGGAACAGCAACCUAACUUUUUUGAGGAUAUGACACCAAAAAUUACAAGGCAAACAAAACUUCUUAUCAAAGAUAAAAAAAUAGAGAAUGUUUCUCAUAAUCCUACAAAAUUUGCAGUAGCUAUUGAUCCAAUACCAACAAACGAACUUAAAGAAUGGGAAGAUAAUGCUAUCAGUUGGGAAGAAGAAACGAGCGAAGAAAUUGGUGAUCCUACAAAAGCAUUGAGAGAAUACAAGCGUAGAGAACGUGAACAACGCCUAUUUGAACAGCAACAGAAAAGGCUAGAACGUAAUGCUAGGCCACAACCAUUAGGAGCAAAAAUAAAUUCUUGAUGUGAAAGAACAUUCUUGUUCGAAUCAGCAUUAAGUUUUAUGAUAUUUUUUAAAGAGAUAAUGUCUAUGUUCUUUGAUAUGCAGUUAAGAAACAAUUCCAUCUGUAUUGGAUAUCUUGUAACAUUUCUGUUAUACAUGAGAAACGAUUGUGAAACUAAAAUCUAAUUAUACAAAAAUUUUAAUAACAAUUCCAUGCUUAUAUACAUAAGCUAUUUAUACGACGGAUAUAAUUUGAAAAUGGCGAGAUUAUAUUCAAUAUUAUCAAAUGAAAUUGUUCAUAAAAGAACAUAUCUCUCAAAUAUUGCAUUUAAAAUUAUCUACUCAUAUAUUUUUAUUCUUAAUCAUUUCUUGUAACACUAUUAGCCUUGUGAUUAUUUAAAUUAUAAAUUAUAAAUUAUAUAUUAUAUAUAUAUCCGAUCGUAAAUUAAUUACUUUAAAAUUGCAAUGCAAUUAUCAUUCAUAAUUUAUUUCGCAAUAAUAAUUUCACGUAAGAUGGAUCGUAAUAGUAUAAUAUUGCGUAUUUCUCUUAUUAUUAAUUCUAUUAUUAUUAUCUAUUAUUUCUUUGUAUGUUAAAAAUACAAUACACGUACAUAGUAUUUACAAACAUUCCACAUUGAUUACCUGCACCAUUAUAAUGCAUUGCACGUGUUUUACACUCAUUAAAGAGAAUAACUCACAAAAAUAUUAAUUAUGUAAAAUGUAUUAGAUUUUUUGUACCUAUUAAGUUUUAGAGAAGCUGUUCUUAUAAAAAGAAUAAAUUUCUUUGAAAGUCUUAGGAUAUAUAAUUUCAUUAUUCUUUAUGUUACUAUUCUAUUAUGAACAAUUAAAUUAUAAAAAACAAGAAAGUUAUUUAAAUCACAGAUUUUUUAUUUCAUUUUUUAAUCUACAUUUUAUUUUUUAUAUACAAAAAUGCGCAUCCGGUAAUAUAAUAAAACUUCAAUAGAAUAAAAUUCAUAGGCAUUAUUUCAUACAGUCACAUAAAAAUAGCGCCAUAGUUUAAUAUUAAGAUCGACAUAUAAAAAAAUUCAUUACUAAUAAAUUAGAGAUAAAGAACGAUUCACAUUGUUGCUGUUAAAUAUCGCCGUAAAAUUGUAUAUUUUAUCUAAAAGCAUAAUUUAUAAAAAUAUGGUGUAAUCGUAACUAGAUUAAAUAUCUAUCUUAUCUUUCAGUAAUCAAAUCGGACAAGCUUUAAUCUAUUAUGACAAUGUGUGUAUAUUUAUCGAAUAGCGCAAUAAUAAUCAAGAAUUGGUAUUACCUUCGACAAGAAAAAAAUUAAAAGUCCGUAUAUCUUAUAUAUUUAUAGAUAUAAUAUUUGUAUGAUUACGUAUCUAUCUUUUGCACAAUAUUACAAAAA
Molecule: messenger RNA, 2292 nt
Organism: Vespula vulgaris
Lineage: Eukaryota; Metazoa; Arthropoda; Insecta; Hymenoptera; Vespidae
Product: receptor-binding cancer antigen expressed on SiSo cells
Exons: 4
Coding region: 309-938 (209 amino acids)
Cellular component (GO): secretory granule
Source: RefSeq, a predicted model, not a curated record